AAGAUAGACUAUCCCGGACCUGUUUUCGUACGAUUCUUGUUAAACCUUAACCAAGAUGUCGAAUAUGGCGCUGUAGGAGUUGAAUUAAUAUCGAUAUUGUAUUUUUAGUCACUGAAACGACGAUUUUGGAGUGAUUCCCUCAAAAACUUUUUUGUGAUCAAAAUAGUGAUGUUUAUUUCGUUUUACCCAGAACAGCUACACAGUACUGGUUCAACUUCUACCACGUUUUAAAAGUUUAAUAUCUACUUUUUGUUCACUAUUUGAAUAAUAUUGUACAAAACGCUUUCGUCUUAGGCGAGUAAUAAUGAUAAUAUUCCGUUUUUAUAGCGUACCUGGCAAACAUGAAGCUUUCAUGGCAUAGUUAUUGUGUUCAAUAUAUCUAUAUUUCGUCUACAUAAACACGUUAAUAAAAAUAAACUGCAUACAAUGUGUGUUAAAUAAAACAGAGUUUAUGUACGGUCGCAUCCAUUAUUAAAAACGUAAACAUUAGCUAUUAGUGAAAAGGUUAACCUACAAUAAUGUGAAAUAUCCGCAGUGCUGUAGUGUUUAAAGUAAAAAAUUGUGCGUAAAUGUGUGUGCUAUGGAAAUACAUUCCAUGAGAAUUGAUCAUGGACCAGUUCAGACAAAUACAAUGUCAUACCCUCAAAGGCAAACUCAAAAUCACAGACCAAACCAUAGCAGCCAAGCAACACAUUCAACCGCUGACAUCUACAAGCCUUCAAGAUCUCCCAUUUCCACUACAGCAACCUGCUAUCCAUAUCCGUCUUCCCCACAGUUACAACAUUCAACUCAGAAUUCGCCACAACAGCAACGAUAUCAAACCCAACAACCAUCAGCUCCAACACAACAGCAACAACAACUGUCUCCCGCACCAGUAUCACAGCCCUCUGUACCACCCAUCAUCUCCAAUGUCUUCCACCAUCGGGACUACCGCCAAAAUCGGAUAUCCUUACUUCAUCCAGAAUAUGGCCCUGGAGCUCGUCUUAGGAAUCAUUCAUCUCUUAUUCAACAAUCGUCUUCGGGGGUGGUCUGUAUUGAUGGGGGCGUUGGAAGCGGAGGACAUGGAGGGUAUACGGGUGGACAACAACCGUUAAAAAAGAUGAGACUGCAAGACAAAGAUGGUAUUAAUCAACCGUUGAGAAUUGAUACUAGGCCAGGGACGUAUAAUCCUCAAGUGGAACAGAUAUCUCCAACCUUUCCUGAUCAGCUAACGCAAGAUGACCAAGCAUUUAGGACUACUAAAGAUGAACUAAUUCAGCAAAUAGGGAAAGUCGAUCGAGAAAUUGCAAAGGCAGAGUCACAAAUUACGAUCUUAAAAAAGAAGCAGACAGAAUUGGAGGAAAUGGCCAAAAAACCUGCAGUUAAAUUAGAGGUAGAGGAAGAUACCACGCCGAAACAUCAAAGUUUACCUCAGAAAAUAUAUGCAGAGAAUAGAAAAAGGGCACAGAAUGCUCAUGCACAGCUAGACUCCUUAGGACCGAAUGUAGAAUGGCCACUUUACAACCAGCCCAGUGACGCCCCCGUAUACAAUGAAAACAAAAGAAGAAACGCGUCAUUUAAACGAAGACUUCUAGACUACUUUAAGAAAAAAAAUAACGAAAAGGAAUCACGCAAUUUAUACUUGACUGAUACGUAUAGCAGAAUGAUGCAAGAAUGGUUAAGGAAAGUAGAUAAAAUAGAAUUGAGCACGAAGAGGAAGGCGAAAGAGAUGAAAAACCGAGAGUUCUUCGAAAAGAUAUUUCCAGAAUUGAGAAAGCAGAGGGAAGAUAAAGAAAGGUUCAACCGAGUUGGAGCUCGAGUAAAAUCAGAGGCAGACAUGGAAGAAAUAAUGGACAAUCUACAAGAGCAGGCUCUAGAAGACAAAAAGAUGAGGAGUUACGCUGUAAUACCACCAAUUUUAAUAGAUAAAAAGGAACGGAAACUGAGAUACGAUAACCAUAAUGGGUAUUUGGAUGACAUGGAAGAGGUCUAUAAAAGUAGGAAGUUCCUUAACGUCUGGACACAAGCCGAAAAGGAAGUUUUUAAGGAAAAGUAUUUACAGCAUCCGAAAAAUUUUGGAGUUAUAGCCUCGUAUUUAGAUAGAAAGUCAGUGUCAGAUUGUGUACAGUACUAUUAUUUAAGUAAAAAGACCGAAAAUUACAAACAGUUAUUUAGGAAAGCAAGGCAGCGGACAAGAAGCGCUAGAAAUACUAACCAGAAAAUUAAUAGUAGUUCCAAUACAUCUGUUAUUGACAUUUUGACGACGGGUGUAACUACGCGUCUUCAACGAGAGCAACAAGCAAGAACGGUAGUGCAGCCAUCGUCUAGAAUUGAAUCAUCUUCAAAUCAACUUCAGCUGCCUAUCAGUGAAUCCGCUGCUUUAGUGGCUACUCCACCAUCGGCAUCAACUCCAACGCCUUCUGCUACGACGGUAACGCCCACAAUUACGUCAAUAGGAAGCCCCUUAGGGCUGGCAAUAACAACACCAACCACAGCAGGUGCAAUGCCAACAUCUUCACCUACAGCGUCUGCCACAUGUUCGGAGAUGUCUUUCACCAGCACUUCCGUGAUCUCGAGUAAUACCAACGGAAUAUCUUCUGUAAUGGUUACCACCACGAUAGAAGAAGAACAUACUCCGGCUCCAGAAAUGACGUUUUCUACGAUAACCUUUAGCACACCUACUACUUCGAUGAAUGACUCGACAAAACCAAAGAUUUUCUUAGGGUUUUCUGAGACACCAAUAUCUCCAACACAUGUAAAAGAUGAAUUAGUUUCUCCCCCAAAGAGUAUAUAUAGUUUCGACAAUGAAGAUCUAAAAGUUGAAAAUAUUAACUUGCUGAGCUCCUCGCCUGCCAUAAAACAAGAAAUUGUGGAUGUGCUGACGCCCAAAAAUGAGGGAAAAUCACAAGAAAUGUAUAGCAAUGAAAACAUACCAUCUAGUGACACAUUAAGUGAGAAUAAAAAGAAGAAAGAAAGAAGAAAAGACAAAGAUUCUUUUGUAGAAACCAGCGAUGAAGACGUCAAUACUAUGCAAGAUAAUACAGCUUCAGGAAACUGUCUUUUAUGCCAAGCUCAACUAGGUCCUCAACUUAACUCCCGACCCUUGUGUUCUAGUCAAGCAUCACUUUAUGACCUUCGUGAGGAUCAAAUACCGCCAAAUGCAAGAGUUUGUAAUACUUGUAGAUGUAAGACGGUCCGGUCUCGGUACACACACUGUCCUUUACCAUCGUGUCCAAAUUCUAGAGGGAGAAUUAAGAGGUUAAGAUCAUUGCCCGAGCGGUUGCAAGAUCUACCACUAGACGUAAAAGAGCCUCUUUUAGCUGAAUUUCGAAUCCCAAGCGGAGUAACGAAAUGCUGUUCGGCAUGUUAUAACAGAAUUCAAAGACGAUUGGGUCCGAUAGAAGAAUGGUCAGAAGAAGAGUUCAAUGAACUAGAAGCAGCUUUGAUGGAACUAGGCUACAAUUGGCAAUUGAUUGGAGAACGUUUAAAUAAACCGCCUCAAACGGUCAAAAUAUACGUUGCCGCGAACCGAAAGAGGCUUAAAAAAUGUUUAGGUGAAGAUCGAAAACCAGCUUUAUCUACUGAUGAAGAAAGUGGUUCCAGUACUUCAAGCUGCGAGGAAAAUUUAAUCGACGGUGAUAGACAUUCUAGUGAUACAGCUAGUGCCGCAGAAAGCCCUCCUGUGCAAAGUUCAAACGAUGGCACAAUAAAGAAGAUAGAUUAUGAUUCUAGUGCGACAGAAACGGCAGAUGAAGCUCAAACUCCAGACCAGUUUCAAGGAGCAGCAACAAUAACACCAGUUAGUAACGAUGGACAACCUCUAAGCGUCAAGGAUUUGGUCCUUAACGUGAUAGAAUUUUCCCUUAUGAAGAAUCCUGGAGGACAACAGACUCAAAACCCUCCAUCGAGUGGUAUGGCUCCUACUAUAUCUUCAAUCUUAAAUAAUGAUUCUAACGAGGUAACUAUUGUGAGUGAAUAUAAUCUAAACAACAUAAACAAUCAACAAAGACAGCAACUGCAACAGCGUUCUGAUAUUAACUUAGCAAAAUUAGUGACUCCUCUUAUAGGAGCCACGAUAACACCUGUGUCUGGACCUGUACAAUCACAAAACCAAGUAGAAUCACUUCAGUCGUCUAGAGACGAUUUAAUAGUUCUGCAAGUUCCAGACGGCAGAGAACCGGAAACCUUAGAUCUCAGCAUAAAGAAACCUAGAGAGACACUUUUACCUGUACAUAAUAAAACUCAACCACAGUCUCAACAGCAAAUGCAUCGCGAUUAUGUUUACCAUCAAGAGCGGAAAAGUUCAGCAUUUUCGAUUAGAUCACCAACGAAGAUGUCCACUUCGAAGCUUGCUAACCCCAAAUCGGGUUCGAUUACACUAGGUACCCCUAUUAUGUCUCAGCCAAGAUACGAAGUUUUAAGGCAAAUACCAGACACUAAAAUGGGAUCUAUUACUCAAGGUACUCCUGUAAUACCGCACAACAUGCAAGAAAAGAGGGUGUUUGAUUACUUUAAUAAAAGAGGGGCUGUUCCUGUACAACAAAUGCAAUCAAGUCAACAAUAUGCUGGCCAGUACAGACAGGCAUAUAAUGUAGAACAACAGUUGAGUUCUCGACAAAUAAUUAUUAAUGACUAUAUUACAUCCCAACAAAUGUUAGGUAGAAGAAAUGAGAAAACGCAAUUCUAUCCUACAAAUUCAGCUCAUCGUACUCCGUCUCCAUCGCAACCUGGCCAGCAACAGCGACAAGGGGUGAUUCAAAGAAAUGCGAGACCACAGUAUAUCCAACCAGGCCACGAAGCACUAUCUUCCCUAGUGGACGUUGCAGUUCAACAACCAUCGUUGCCAGUACCAAAUGCCCAUGAAGGUCUUGGUAAGACGAUGGCAGAUAAUAUCUUGGAUCAACCACAUCGAUACCAAAUUGUACAACACCAGCAGAUUCGACAACAUCCACAAAGAGCAGAAGAACAACGACGAUCGGUGUGUCAUCCACAACAGCUGCUCCAACAACCUCAACAACAGUUACAAGAGCAACAAAAGCAACAGUCACACCAGCAUUCACAACAGUCUCAUCAACAACCACAACAGCAGCAACAAUCGCAUCUGCAGUCACAACCACCACAGCAAACGCAAGUACCACAACCACAACAACUAUUGCUGUCACAAGAUCAACAGAAACAAGACCAACAACAGUCUGUAAAACAAGAGCAACAAGAGCAACAACCUGAAGGUGAACACCAAGAUGAAAAACUGCAGCAAUCAGAACAAGAAGAGAAAGAACAAGAACACGAAAAGAGUGACCAGCAGAAACAACCACAAUUACAGAAUCGGCAAACGUCACGAUCUGAUAAUAGUACUUUAACAGCAGCAAGUCUAAUUGAUGCUAUAAUUACUCAUCAGAUAAAUCAAACGGCCGAAGGUAAUAGGGAAGUCGUGAAUAAUACAAGGGAGCAAAGGGCAGGUGAUUUACUGUUCCAAAAAUUUCACAGAGGAGAGCCUUCUCCACAAAAUAUUCAAGAUAAUGGUGAAAAAUCUCCGUUGGCUAUAAAUGUUGAUGUUGACGGUGAUACCUUAAACAAAAAUCUUACAGUAAAAGAACUGACUGAUUCAGUUAUUAGUCAUGACUUUAAUGCGCGACAACCUUACUAUCACAUGCAGGAGAAUAUGAACGAGCAAUGGAAACGUAGAAUUCAACAACAACAAAACGAGGAUAAGCGUUCACAAACUCCUCUACAGGAUGAAAGACACGUCAUUAGAAUUACCCAGCCCCAGCAAAAACCUAUGGAGAAGAUGGAACCGGUGUCUCCACCAGAAAGUAAUAAUUGGUCAGAACAGAAUUACCGGAAGUACCCUCCUAAUCAGCAGUCGCAUAUGUCUCCCUUGGACUACGUAAAAAACAGAAUUGUAGAGGUGAUGAGAACGGAAGAUGAUAAUAAGAAAGAUUUGCAAGAGGAGGCACAUUCUCAAGAAAAAGAUCUUAGCGACAGUCCUGGAGAAAUGGUAAUAGACGAGGAAAAACACGAAAAUGACUUCAACCAACAGCAGACAUCACAACACAGUGGGUUCUAUUCUUUUGUUCAUAAAGAGACUACUGCCAGUGACAAUUCACAAAAUAACGAACCCAAGCCUUUACUAAGUUCACAAUAUGAACCCCUCUCUGACGAAGACUAACAUUUUAAACGUGUGUUUGUAAUUUAGAAAACAAUAGACUAUUUGGGAUUAGACGUUUGAAGUAAAAAUUUUCCCCUUUAUGUACAUAUAUAUAAAUCAAUGUUUUUUUAGGAUGUGUGUAUUCUUGUUUAUAUUUAAAAUUACAAAUUUUCUGGACUUU
Molecule: messenger RNA, 6308 nt
Organism: Diabrotica virgifera virgifera (western corn rootworm)
Lineage: Eukaryota; Metazoa; Arthropoda; Insecta; Coleoptera; Chrysomelidae
Gene: Smr
Exons: 9
Coding region: 581-6148 (1855 amino acids)
Biological process (GO): regulation of transcription by RNA polymerase II
Source: RefSeq, a predicted model, not a curated record